AUGCUGAGCGCGGGCGCGGGCCGCUACGUGCGCGGGGCGCGCGGGGCUGCGCUCGGGUGCGCUCCUGGGCGCUCGCCGCCGCCGCCGCCGUGCCUUUGAGUCAGCAAACUCCGCCGCCUGCCAGCCCGCUCGCUUGGCCCUGCCGGGAGGAACAGUCUAUUUUGAAGAAAAAAGUUCCAAGAAUUCAGCCAGUGGUCACACUUAACUUUUAUUGCACACUUGAUUGAUUAUAUCCUGUGCUGAAGAUGUUUCCCGAACAGCAGAAAGAGGAAUUUGUAAGCGUCUGGGUUCGAGAUCCUCGGAUUCAGAAGGAGGACUUUUGGCAUUCUUAUAUUGACUAUGAGAUAUGUAUUCAUACCAACAGCAUGUGUUUUACAAUGAAAACAUCCUGUGUGCGAAGAAGAUACAGAGAAUUCGUGUGGCUGAGGCAGAGACUCCAAAAUAAUGCAUUGCUGGUGCAACUGCCAGAACUUCCAUCUAAAAACCUGUUUUUCAACAUGAAUAAUCGCCAGCAUGUAGAUCAGCGUCGUCAGGGGUUAGAAGAUUUCCUCAGAAAGGUUCUGCAGAACGCGCUGCUGCUCUCAGACAGCUGCCUUCACCUAUUCCUACAGAGCCAUUUGAAUUCCGAAGACAUUGAGGCCUGCGUCUCCGGGCAGACUAAGUACUCUGUGGAAGACGCCAUUCACAAGUUUGCCUUGAUGAACAGACGUUUCCCUGAAGAAGAUGAAGAAGGAAAAAAAGAAAAUGAUAUAGAUUAUGAUUCAGAAAGUUCAUCCUCUGGGCUUGGACAUAGUAGUGAUGACAGCAGUUCACACGGAUGUAAAAUGAGCACGGCUCCACAGGAAUCCUGAAAAAUAAUUCUAACGUUACCAUCUUAGGAAUAGUGAAUUAUGUCCAGUCAUGGAGAAGAAAGCUCGCUAAUAAUAGAUUCUUACCUAAAGCUCACUGUCAUGAUAUUAGGUAUUUAAAUUCUUAAAGGCGCUGGGUUGUUUAUUAGUGGUAUUUUUAUGUUGUCUUAUUUUGGAUAAGCUUCUGUAAAAAGCUAAAGGCCUGUGAAUGCAGCUUUCCUUUAUAGGCACACAUUAUCAGUAAAACAAGACCCUGCCCUGAAAUGCAGUGACAUACUCGUUUAGAAACACCGAGUUGGGUUUACUGAUAGGUAAAUAGGCAGCACUGAAAAUCCAGACAGAGCGUUCCUUCCCGUGUCGGUGGGACAGUGUUAGCAUAAACCCAGCUUGGAUGGUCUGAGCCAGUAUGAAGACUGAUGGCAGAGACCAGACCGCCUCUUUCAGACAUGUGGCUGAUGUUUCGGAGGCACCUCCCCUGCCCUGGGAAAACCCUUCGCUUUCAGAUGUUUGACUGAAAUAUCUUAAGAAGCCUCACCUUUCCAGUAUCUUAUUUCACAUGUAGAUGGAAAACAUACCUUACGACUAGAGACAUGGUAAAAUAACGUUUAUGUCUUAUAUGAAAACAGAAAUCGUGUGCGUCAUUUUUUGCUUAUAUUUGCAAUCUAGAGAUUCAGAAAUACAGUUUCAUUGUUCAGAUUCAGCUGUAACACAUGGUUUUCUGGAAACGGGGACUGUGUUGUCAUUACCCAGUGUAACUAGGAUUACAGGUUAACUAUUUUCUGACUAAAUGUGCAGUGUCUUAUCACUAAGUAACUUUCAGCGUCAGUGGUGGUUACGUGUUACUUAUUUUUAAGUUAGAAGCGGGAUCUUCUAAAAAUUACUACAUUUCAUGUUAUCAGUAAACAUCCCCAGCAUUUAGAAAAAAAGAAUAUCAACUUGGUAAUUUAAGAAUGACUCAUAUUUAAAGAGCCUUUCCUUUAAGGCAUCUGGCCGGGGACUGGUGUAAUUUAAUAAAAUGUCUUGUGUUUUAGUGGCCCAGAGAUAAAAUGUCUUAGAUAAACUACAUUGAACUUCAAAUGUGAGAUGACGCAGCGUUUUCUUGAGAUAAUUAUCCAAGUUUCUUCUUUGUUGAAUGCCAUGAAGUAUCCCUCAAACUACCCGGAAGCCAUUUUCACGUAACUUGUUGCUUUAAUUAAAUGUUACCUCGCCUCAUUUUAUUUCACCUGGGAGUUUACAAGUUAACCGUAUUCUGAAAGAGUCUUUGAAGUGCUCGUAACUGAGAACAGAAAAAAAAUUAAAUUUAGAAUAAGAAUGACUUCCUUAAGUUUUCCUUUUUGUUUUUGUUUGGUCUAAAGCAGUAUUGAACUUUUGUAAAUAUUUUGAUUUACUGUAUCUUGGAUCUUGUUAUUUUAUCAUCUAAGACUCAUCUUCAUACAGGAGAAAGAGACUGAGCAAUUUCGUUUUAUCUUGCUAACCUUUAAAGUUUGCCAUCUCGUCAUUUAAGAGCGACCCUUAGCUUGUUCAGCAGUAUGUACUUGAAUUCACAUUAUUUCCGUUUUACAGCAGUUUUGAAGAGCAUGUAAUGUGCCACCAGUUGUCAUAUUAUUUUUUAGAUGAUGUAACAUAGCCAUUACUGAUAUUAAGUGAUGCCUAAUACUGUGGUAUAUAACCUUCACAAGAUCAUUGUUUUCACAUUAAACGUGAAAUAAUUAA
Hyaena hyaena (striped hyena) is the source of this 2561-nucleotide messenger RNA. RefSeq names its product sorting nexin 10 (gene SNX10). The record is from RefSeq and is a predicted model, not a curated record. The coding region runs from base 246 to 851 and encodes 201 amino acids. Gene Ontology annotation, biological process: intracellular protein transport. Lineage: Eukaryota; Metazoa; Chordata; Mammalia; Carnivora; Hyaenidae. The transcript has 8 exons. Gene Ontology annotation, molecular function: phosphatidylinositol binding.